GAUGUGCAACGCUGGUGUGUUUCGCUUCGUUUAAAGGCAAUACUCUAAAACAACCUUCCCUUUACAACAUCACUGAGGCUAAAAGAUGGGGCGCCGUCCAGCCAGAUGUUACCGUUACUGUAAAAACAAACCAUAUCCCAAGUCAAGAUUUUGUCGUGGUGUACCAGACUCCAAAAUCAGAAUUUUUGAUUUGGGUAAAAAAAAGACGCCAGUUGAUGACUUUCCUAAGUCCGUCAAUCUUGUGUCAGAUGAAUACGAACAGUUGUCUGCCGAGGGGUUAGAAGCUGCUCGUAUCUGUGCUAACAAGUACAUGAUCAAAUUUGCUGGUAAAGACUCUUUCCACAUUCGUAUCCGAGUCCACCCAUACCAUAUUGUUCGCAUCAAUAAAAUGUUGUCGUGUGCUGGAGCUGAUAGGCUUCAAACUGGAAUGAGAGGUGCUUUUGGUAAGCCACAAGGAACAGUAGCACGUGUGAACAUAGGGCAACCUUUAAUAUCUAUCAGAUGUAAAGAUGCACAUGAAGCCACUGCAAUUGAAGCAUUGAGAAGAGCUAAGUUUAAGUUUCCAGGUCGUCAAAAGAUCUUUGUCUCCAAAAAAUGGGGAUUUACAAAAUGGGACCGCGAAGAAUAUCUUGAGCGUCGACGAGAUGGGUCUAUCAAACCAGACGGUACAAAUGUUCAAUAUUACCCGAACAAAGGAAAAUUGAAGGACUGGAAGUGGAGGGAGAGUCGUUGUUAAAUAAUUUGUAGUAAGACGUGGUACAAAUAAAAUUAACAGAACAGC
Molecule: messenger RNA, 781 nt
Organism: Hydractinia symbiolongicarpus
Lineage: Eukaryota; Metazoa; Cnidaria; Hydrozoa; Anthoathecata; Hydractiniidae
Product: 60S ribosomal protein L10-like
Exons: 5
Coding region: 86-736 (216 amino acids)
Biological process (GO): ribosomal large subunit assembly; translation
Cellular component (GO): cytosolic large ribosomal subunit; ribosome
Molecular function (GO): structural constituent of ribosome
Source: RefSeq, a predicted model, not a curated record